Sycon ciliatum is the source of this 1940-nucleotide messenger RNA. RefSeq lists its product as uncharacterized. Gene Ontology annotation, cellular component: periplasmic space. Lineage: Eukaryota; Metazoa; Porifera; Calcarea; Leucosolenida; Sycettidae. Bases 247 to 1659 code for a protein of 470 amino acids. The record is from RefSeq and is a predicted model, not a curated record. Gene Ontology annotation, molecular function: lyase activity. The transcript is spliced from 10 exons.
AAAAUUUCUUUCAUUCUAGCACUGUACUGCUGGACAACCAGCCUGAGGUGACUUCGUCGAGAUUAUUCGUAGAUCUACCCGGCAUUGGAUGAAGCAAUACUAGUUACUAAGUCGAUCGAUUGUUGGCAACGACGAAGAUCGCUAGCAGUAUUCUGGUCGAGGUCAUCGCAGCAGCGUUCUACUCGCGCUGAACUACACCAUUGCGUUUGAAAGCAGGCAUUGAACUUUGAACCCGGCGAGACGAAAAUGAUUGGAAAAAUCUCAUCCUGGCUUCUGUACUGUUUCGUGGUAGAUCUACUGGUCAGCUCUCCAUCACCGCACUUACUCAUGGCUGAAGCACGGGUGGCGAGCAGCAGCAGCAGCAUCCCGAAAACGUUCGUCUGGGACGGUGCAGCGCUGGCAGCAGCUAGAGAGCGGGUGAUGGUCCAUUCGGACCCGGAGCUCAUGCCAGCGGUCAAAAAGAUCACAGCGGCGGCCGCUGAGCUGUUUGGUCAGGGAGAAAAUUGGACAGUCAUGGCUAAGGCAAUGACACCACCCAGCGGUACUAAACAUGACUAUGAGAGCAUCGGACCAUACUGGUGGCCUUGCAAUCAGAAUGUAUCCGCUAUCAGCACUAUCAACAAGAGUCUCACCGCCGUACCACUGACCGGUGAUGUGCAUGUAUCUGCAGCAUGCAACAAGACAUCUGGACUGCCAUGGGUACGGCAUGAUGGAGUCCACAAUCCAGUCACAGACCAUUUUGACAGCGCACCCAACGGACAUAUGCAGAAUGCAGUCAAGACUUUUUCCAUUGCCUAUUUCUUCACUGGCAACGAGAGCUUCGCCGAGGAGGCAGUCAAGACGCUCAAGCGCUGGUUCCUGGACGCCGACACCAAGAUGAAUCCAAACCUGAACUUUGGCCAGAUGAUCCCUGGCGUGUGCGACGGAAGAGGAAUCGGUAUCAUCGAUACAGCGUCCUGGUAUGCAUUAGUGGACAGCAUUCAGCUGCUGGACGGCUCUGCUGCACUGGACGCCAGCACACGGUCGGCCAUGACUGAGUGGUUCAAGGAGUACGCAACAUGGCUGCACACCAGCAGGAACGGCAAAGACGAGAGCAACGCCAAGAACAACCAUGGCACCUGGUAUGAUGCUCAGAUCCAGUCGUUUGCCCUAAUGUCAGGCCUCACGGACAUCGCGCAUGAAGUUGCCAAAAUGGUUCCUGACAAGAGAAUCAAGGUGGAAAUCAAACCUGAUGGACAGAUGCCAAUGGAGGAAGCACGUACCAAGUCCAAGUCAUACUGCACUUUCAAUCUCAGAGCCCUGUUCAACCUGGCACGCGUCUCAUCAUUCUCGGGCUUGAGCUUGUGGAACUACACCAGCAGCGAUGGCAGCAGCAUUCGGAAAGCCUUCGACUGGAUGGUGCCGUAUGCUGUCGACCACAAGGCCUGGCCGUUCAAGCAGAUAGCGGACUACUCGUGGGGUGAGAUGUUUGAGCUGUUCAGGCGUGCCUCCAUAGAGUACGAGAACCCCGAUUACGAGAAGAUGAUCUCAUCGUUGCCCGACAUUCACGAGGAUGAUGUCAUCAACUUGUUGUACCCACGGGUGUAUAAUGUAUCGGUUUACUUGCCACCGAAACCGGACCGCGGAAUGCCGCCGUCCUGGUUUGGUGAGCUACCAUAGAGAGAUGAUUUACUUGCUACAUGUUGAGUACCCGCAGCGCUAAAAGGCAAUUGGGUUACCCGUAUCCUACUAAUUACAUCAUGAUCUGGGCAUGAGCAAUAUUCCAUAGCAAUGACGUCAUACAUUGGUCAUGUGCCUGAUCCAUAGUCUAUGGACGUCCUAUCAUUACAUCAGGAUUUUCUGGUUAUGAUGUAAUGCUAUAGUGCAGACCUCUGUAUAGUGUUCUGAUCAAGUGCAUGAUCGCUAUCCUAUAGACUAGAGGGGUUAUGCCAUGACACCAA